AUGGGUCAAAAGAACUCAAAUAGUAAUACCACAUCUAGUAAUACCACGUCUAGUAACACACUUUCAGUGAAUGGUCAUGAUAUUCCCAUCUAUGAAAAUGAACAUCAUGAACCCAGUGAUCUUCCUCCGUCUUACAAUGAAGCAAUUCACACUCCUCUCUCCCAACAAGAACAACUUCUUGAAUCCAACCAACUCCCCCACCGACAACCGCAUCCCCAUCGAACCCAUCAGCACCAAAGUAUUCUGACCCUAAAUCUUGGGCAUGCUAGUGCCCAGUAUGGCCAAUCCAAUAAUCGUUACUCUUCAUCAGCAUCUCUGCUAGGUUCACCGUAUCCAGGAAGUUUCUUCCCAGGGUCGCCACCUCCACAACAAAACGUAACUAAUGCAAUAACUCCCCAGACACCUUGGAUAUAUCCUCUUGGUUUUCAAUGCUACAAAUGCCGAAAUACCGGCAUUAAAUUGAAGAAUGGCUUGCAAUGCAUAGAUUGCUGGAGGCAAUUUGCACCCUCUAGUAGCCAUGUGAGAAGAAUCACAACUGCUGCUAUAGAUAACAAAACAGGUAGGCCUUUAUUUUUAAAUGCUGGGGAUCCUAAAUUGGGUGGCAUGGUAUGUGGACUGUGUAGAGGGCAAGGUUACAUCGACAGCUUUUUGUAUUAUGAUACCUGUUUUGUGUGUGGAGGUAUAGGGAGAGUAGAAUUCAACUGA
Saccharomycopsis crataegensis is the source of this 705-nucleotide messenger RNA. RefSeq names its product Hua1 protein. The transcript has a single exon. Bases 1 to 705 code for a protein of 234 amino acids. The record is from RefSeq and is a predicted model, not a curated record. Lineage: Eukaryota; Fungi; Ascomycota; Saccharomycetes; Ascoideales; Saccharomycopsidaceae. Gene Ontology annotation, cellular component: cytoplasm.